Culex quinquefasciatus (southern house mosquito) is the source of this 2088-nucleotide messenger RNA. RefSeq names its product DNA mismatch repair protein Mlh1-like. NCBI's taxonomy places the organism in Eukaryota, Metazoa, Arthropoda, Insecta, Diptera, Culicidae. Gene Ontology annotation, molecular function: ATP hydrolysis activity; mismatched DNA binding; ATP-dependent DNA damage sensor activity. The coding region runs from base 105 to 2057 and encodes 650 amino acids. Gene Ontology annotation, biological process: mismatch repair. Gene Ontology annotation, cellular component: MutLalpha complex. The record is from RefSeq and is a predicted model, not a curated record. The transcript has 2 exons.
AUGUUUUGAAAACGGUGGGCUGCGCGCUCGAAAUUAGCUGAAUCUGAACCAGAUUAAACCAUUAAACCAGAAUAUUAUUUUUAAAGUUGAUGAGUUGAACUGAAAUGGAGGCAGAACCGGGAAUUAUCCGCAAGUUAGACGAAGUCGUGGUCAACCGAAUCGCAGCUGGUGAAAUCAUCCAGCGUCCGGCAAAUGCCCUCAAGGAGAUGAUCGAAAAUAGUCUGGACGCGAAAUCCACAAGCAUUCAGGUGGUGGUCAAAGUGGGUGGUCUCAAGUCGCUCCAGAUCCAGGACAACGGAACCGGCAUCCGGCGGGAAGAUCUGGACAUUGUGUGCGAACGGUUCACCACCUCGAAGUUGCAAAAGUUUGAAGAUCUGUCGUCGAUCGAUACGUAUGGAUUCCGGGGGGAGGCCCUGGCCAGUAUCAGUCACGUGGCCCACUUGACUAUCACGACCAAGACUAAGCAGGACAAGUGCGCGUACAAGGCUUCAUACGAAGAUGGUAAGUUAAAGGGGACGGUCAAACCGUGCGCCGGAAAUCAGGGAACGCAAAUAACCGUCGAAGACCUCUUCUACAAUGUCCCCUUGCGGAAGCAAUCCCUGAAAGCGCCCAACGAAGAGUUUCAAAGAAUCUCCGACGUUGUCAGCAAGUACGCCGUCCACAACCCACAAACCGGUUUCCUGCUCAAGAAGUUCGGUGAAAACGCUGCAAUUCGAACGCAGGCCAAAUCUACCGUUGAAAACAACAUUAAACUAAUCUACGGCGGUUCAAUCGGUAAAGCCCUGCUCAAAAUCGCCAUCGACGACCCCAUUCUCCAGCUUAAAGUCGACGGUCACAUAACCGACGUCAACUUCUCCCUGAAAAAGGGAAUCUUCCUCCUGUUCAUCAACCACCGCGCCGUCGAAUCCGCAAACCUCAAAAAAGCCAUCGACAACAUCUACUCGUCCUACCUUCCCAAAGGAUGCGCUCCCUUCCUCUAUCUCUCACUGGAACUCGAUCCCAACAACGUGGACGUAAACGUGCACCCGACCAAGCACGAAGUUCACUUUCUCCACGAAGACGAAUGUGUCGAAAAGAUCAAAGAAGCGGUCGAGCGAGCCCUGCUCGGGGGAAAUGCGUCGCGAACAUUCUAUCAGCAGGCGCUUCUUCCGGGGGCGAGUGCUCCGGCGGAUGCAACCAAAGCAAAUGACACCACGCGGCUCGAUUACAAGUUUGUGCGCACCGACCACAACGACCAAAAGCUGGAAAAGUUCUUCGGGACGACGGCGGUCGCGAGGAGGGAAAGUUCCGGCGAUGUCAUCGGCAAGAAGGCGAAGCAGCGACCGGUCAAAGAAACCAAACUGACCAGCGUGCUAAACCUGCGCAAAGCGGUCGAGGACGCGUGCGAUCUGGACCUGCGCAAAAUUUUCAGCGAGCUCACCUUUGUCGGCGUCAUCGAUCGCCGGAAGGCCCUCAUCCAGUACGACACCAAGAUGUUCCUCACCUCGACUCGGGUGCUGUGCCAAGAGUUGUGCUACCAAAUGCUGCUGUUCAACUUUGGCAAUCUCGGUGCGAUUAGCUUGAGUCCAGCGAUUUCGGUAGCCGAGUUGGCCUCGCUAGCGCUGCAGGAUCCGGACAACGGCUGGACCGAGGAGGACGGUCCGAUCGCGGAGCUGGCGGAACGAAUCGUCGAGAUUUUGGUGAGCAAAGCGCCGAUCAUGAGGGAGUAUUUUGGGCUGAGCAUUAGCGAGGAGGGUCUGCUGGAGUCGAUUCCAGUGGUGAUUGAAGAUUAUACGCCGUCGGUUGUCCAUCUGGCGACGUACGUGCUCCGGCUGGCGACGGAGGUCGAGUGGGACGACGAGCAGGAGUGCUUCCAGUCGUUCUGCCGUGAAACCGCAGAGUAUUAUGCAAAGAUUGCUCUAACUAAAGAGGACCAGGAAUACAAGUGGGAAACGGAACAUGCUAUCUAUCCGGCCAUCAAACAGUAUCUGUUGCCACCGACAUCGUUCGGGAAGAACGGAACCAUCUUGCAAGUAGCGAAUCUGCCCGAACUUUAUCGAGUAUUCGAAAGGUGUUAAUUUAAAUAAAGCUUUAUUGUUCCAUUUUUAA